AUGACACCAAGAAGAAGCACUCGUAUUGCUAGCGAAAGACUUGGGUCUGAAGGCGACGUAGAAUAUGUACCCCCGGCAGAGACGACCACCAUUUGUACCAAGAAAGGUCAGCUGGCCACCAAUUCAACUCCAGGUAAACGAAAGAAAGUCAAAAUCCGAACAGGAAACACAAACUCUCGAAUAAGAGGAAAUGAUUUUGAGGAAGAGAAUGCAUCACUUGGCGAGAAAGAAAUACAAACCACCUCAAAGUUGGCAGAAAAGAGACCACUUCAAGUCUCCAAUGCAACAGACCCUGCAACAAAGCGACUCAAGUAUGAUGAAGGGGUUCAGAAUCUUGCACAAACGCCCGAAGACGGGUACCAUAGGCUGAGACGAAGACUGCUGCACUCAACCGAAAAGAUUCUCGACCUCGAGCUAAACGCACAAGAUAAAGACGAUGAGGUAGCAGGGCUGAGGGAUGAAAACUCUAUGCUUUCAAAGCUUGUUGGCAAUCUUGAGGCCGAAGUCGUACGUCUGAUGGACAGCAAUAACUUGAUUCAGGUCAAAUGCAGAGAGUUGGAAAAGCAUCGUGACGAAAUUCAGCAAAACGCAAUACAAGCUCUAGAUGAUGCUAAAAAACACCACACAAAUGAGCUUUCAACUAUAUCUAUUGAUACCAUCGACAAAAAAUGGAGGCAUCUCAUCUAUUGUAUUCACGACUUGGUUGUCCAAAACCUCACCGCCGAACCGGCACAAGAUGGCGAUUUACAGACCAGACGGGCAGUAGGGAGACUCAUUCGGGCGGUUAGAGAGAGACCCUAUUUACAGACGUCACUCAUCGAAAGGUACAUUUGGAGAUACAUUUAUAGAUCUGUAUUCCAAGCAGAUAGUGCGCUUUGGGGUGGCGCUAGCGGGCUUACCUUAACCACGAUUUGCGGUGAUCCAAGAGUUCAAAUUGGGCUUUCAGUAACGGAAGUGAUGAAAUACCGGGCAGCGGAGACCCUUAUCUCCCGGUUUGGGGUGAAUGAACGCCAGAGAUUGAUGCAUAUAGAAGACAUCUACGAAGCUCUGGCGCCUUUCCAAUCAAAUCUGGUGACUACUGAGGUGCGGGAAGGCGUAGUCCUCGCAUUCGAUUCUGCUGUCAACAUCAUGAAAAUGUUCAUGAAGUCUCAAGAUAUAUAUGGGUUUGGGACUUGCUUUGAAGACUCUAAUUCGAGGCAGGUGGCCUAUGACAAAGAGAACAUGAAAAUUUCGACAUGUUUGGUGCCUGACAGUCCUCACAGGAAUCAACCAGAGAGAUUUGAAGUUCUGCUGGUGCAUAACCCACCGCUUUUUAUUAUCAGCAUGACCGAGGGUGAGUAUUUUGGGCGCAAGGAGUUAGUUUGCCGUGCAAACGUGACAGUUCGCAAGGAGGAAGUGUCAGAUGAUGAUACAGAGAAGGGGUCAGGAGAACUAGAAGAUAAGAUUUCUGAUGAAGUCAGCAUCAUUGUGAGCUGA
Messenger RNA from Metarhizium brunneum ARSEF 3297, 1476 nucleotides. RefSeq lists its product as uncharacterized. The record is from RefSeq and is a predicted model, not a curated record. Lineage: Eukaryota; Fungi; Ascomycota; Sordariomycetes; Hypocreales; Clavicipitaceae.